AUGCUGACUUUUCAAUUCGGCUACCGGAUCAGCGACGUGCUCGGCUCCGCUUGUGGGAUCAUUGUCAACCUGAUGGUGCUGUUCGUGAUUCGCAAGACCGCGACAAAGUCCACAAGUGCGUAUGGGAGAAUGCUGAUUGCGUCGGCUGUGUAUGAUACGCUCUACAGCCUCUGUGAGAUCUUGCAGCAGCAUGUAAGUUUGGGUGGUAUUAUGAAUUUUUUUAAAGAAGUUUUCGCAUGGUGCAUUUCUCAAGCGAUGUUGCAGUAUGAAACUUUUUUAAAGGAUUUCUGUGAAUUUCGAGCAUUUCAAGUGCAAGGACUUUCAUGAAAGUUGGUGAAAAUUGGCACAAAUUUCCAAUUAAUUUUUCCGAAAAUAUCUGCGAGACUGCUAGCUUGCGCUUUGCAGAAAGAACCGAGAUUUUAAGGCUGAAAGUUCAUAAAAAACGACAAUUUUUUAAGUUUUUCUCUCCGAUCACUCUCUGAGUUUUGGUUGCUCUCUUGGCCCUAAAGAUCGUUGAACAUCUCGACUGUGCCCGCAAAGCACAAGCUAGUAUUUUUUCAUGGAUUCUUAUGGGGCCUGUGCCAGUCGUUUACGGAAAAUGUGAAGAAAAUUUGGGCGUCGUACUUGGGGUACCUGCCUUGUCAAUAAAAAUCCUGUAAUUGCAUUGUUGUUUCGGAAGCUGCGUUGCCGAGUGUCACUGUUACUUUGCUGACAUAAAUACCCCCAUUUUUUUGCAUUCAGAACGCAAUAAAACCUUAAAUUAUUGGCCAUUACCUUCGCAAGGUUCAAUCAUCAACUUCUUCGAUUGCCCUUACAAGAAAGUGCGCAGACAUUACGACAAAUAAAACUUCAUUUUCAGCAGCUACUGCUCACCAACGGAACAUUGAUUAUUGUGCCGCGAGGAAUGGAAAAAGAUGUUGGCCAUGAAUGGUGUCCCAUCUUUCUCUUCUUUCAUUUGUGCCUUAGCAACAUGAGCUGCUUCAUGCUGCCCGCUCAGUACUUUUAUCGAUACAGGCUGUUGUUGGAGUAAGUUUUGAAAAAUCGUUACUGUGAAACCUCUAUGAAAGACAUGUGCAAUGGGCUUUUUUGGGUCGGCACUCUGAUUUUUUGCACUGUUCAGGUCGCUGAAAUCACUCUAGCGGCUUUCCGAACGGUCUAGAUUGGUCAGCCGGGAAACUAAUUUGGAUUUCUUGCACCAAAAAUCACUUCAGCGGUUUUGCGAACGAGCAAGUAUAACCCAAUUUCAGCGCCACGAAAGUGAAUGGCUACACCUUACUAAGAGCCAUUUUUGUCUCAGCGGUUGCAGCCAUUGUCUCUGCAGGAUUUGGAGUAGUCGGCGAAAGUUAUUCUGCGAAGCGAGGAAGAGAAUACUACAUGUCACAAAUGCCGGAUUACUGGUUGCCAGAAGGAAGGAAUACAUAUCUCAUUGCGAUUGAUACGGUAAGUCAAAUGACAAGAGGGUGAUAUAAUACAACAUGCGAAGUUCAGAUUUUCUGUUAAUUUUACGUACAUUCUGGGAAUAGGCUGCAGAUCAAUUCCAGAAAAUUUUAGCUUGCGCUUUCCAGACGCGACCGAGAUAUUGACCGAUCUUUUCGGCCGGGAGAAUACGCGGAGAGCGGUCGGAAAAAACACUUUUUUGGCCAUAUUUUUCACUGCCUCGCUCGGAAGAAAUUGCUUUUUUUGUGGAAACAUUACAUUUUUGCGGUAUUAAUACACAUAAUUUUCAUGCCAAAGUUCGCCAAAAAGCGUCGCAUUUUUUUCAAAUUUCAGCCUAAAAAUCCCCGUCGUUUUCUGCAAAGUGGAAGCUAGGAAUCUUGAAUACGUCUUUCAAAGGAUUAAUCUAAAUUUGUGCCAAGUUUCAUCGAAAUCUGAGCGUCGCACUUUGACCAUUUUUCUUUUGAAACAAAGCUCAUGGCAUAAGCUUAUAAUGGCCUUGAGAUUUUUGAGAUUUCAGGCAGACCUUGCAUCGGAUCUUCAUUUCAAAACGACCGGAGCCUUCGCGAACAUUUCAUUCAUUGCCGCCGUGUUUUUUAUCUACAAAAUAGUCAAGUAUAUGAACGCCACUUCCAAUAUUCGGAGCGAGAAGACCAAGAAGAUGCAGCAGCAGUUCACCAAGGUCAUCAUUAUUCAGGCAAGGCGGUGAUUCCUAUGAAUCUACCAUAAAAACUCAAUAAAAUAUACCAAAAACACCUUUUUAGGGCAUAGCCACAUUACUAUUCGCGUUUAUUCCGCUGAGUAUUGUUAGCAUGGGCAUUACGAGCCACAGUGACUGGGAGAUGCUCGGCUUACUCGUUAUUAUCCCCUUGUCGUGGCUGCCCACCGCUAAUGGGAUGUUGUCGCUUUUCGUGAUACAACGGCACCGAUACUUUUUGCUGGAUUCCAUUUGCUGUCGAAUUACGAUCAAAGUCGAGCCAACAAAGACUUCAAGGACCCCAGCAUCGGCCUUCCGAAACACCACAUCGUCUGUAUUGGACUGA
Bursaphelenchus xylophilus (pine wood nematode) is the source of this 2477-nucleotide messenger RNA. Lineage: Eukaryota; Metazoa; Nematoda; Chromadorea; Rhabditida; Aphelenchoididae. The record is from the annotation of a GenBank genome assembly.